ACUGUACUAGAGUCUGUGAUCAUAGACUAGACUAACUCAAGAUCUGAGACAGAAGAACUCGAAAAGUCGAAGUGAACUGGAGUUACAAAUUUCAUCGUGUUUGGACUUUGUGAGACGUUUUAUUAUAAAUAAUGGACAUCGGUGAUAUCCUCUCAUUUCAGCCAGAGAAACCCAAUUUAAAGCGUUCUAGAGACGGUAGAACACAGGAUGAGGGAGUGGAUCCAGCCAAGAUUGGAAGAAGAGGAAGAGGAGGAGGAGGAGGAGAUGAUAUGUUAGAAGGAAUAGUUGGGAUGUCUAGCUCCUUGAGUGAAGAGGAGAGGGAGCGUAUUCUAAAGAUGGUUGAUGAGGAACCAGAGGGUCCAUCUCUUGAUGACACAAGUUUGAGGAAACUCAUUUUGGGGUUCGAGAAGAAGGUGUACAGAAACCAAGAACUUCGUAUUAAGUUCCCUGAUGUGCCUGAAAAGUUUAUGGACUCAGAGAUUGAAUUAAAUGACACAAUCCAGGAGCUCCAUGUGAUUGCUACAGUGCCCGAUAUGUAUCAUCAUUUGAAAGAACUCAAUGCUGUCAAGUCUGUACUUCAAUUGAUAGGACAUGAAAACACCGAUAUCUCAAUCGCUAUCAUCAAUCUCCUUCAAGAGAUGACGGAUGUAGACACACUGACGGAAAGUGAAGAUGGGGCAACGGUUCUCAUAGAUGCAUUAUUGGAGGAGCAGGUAUGUGCUACAUUGGUGCAGAAUCUUGAUAGAUUAGACGACAGUGUCAAGGAGGAGGCUGAAGGGAUCCAUAACACACUAGGUAUCAUAGAGAACAUGGCCGAGUUUAGACCUGAGAUGUGUGCUGAUGCUGCCCAACAAGGAUUGAUGCAAUGGCUCCUGAAGAAACUCAAACCCAAGGUUACAUUCGAUGCCAACAAGCUUUAUUGCAGUGAGAUCUUAGCCAUCAUAUUACAAGACACAGAAAAAAACAGAGUAUUGCUUGGAGAGCAUGAUGGUAUUGAUGCCCUUUUGCAACAACUUGCUUACUUCAAAAAGCAUGAUCCUAAUAAUAGUGAGGAACUUGAAAUGAUGGAAAAUCUGUUCAACUGCCUCUGUUCGUCCCUGAUGUUGCCUAGCAACAAGACAGCAUUUCUCAAAGGAGAAGGAUUACAGCUCAUGAAUCUCAUGCUCAGGGAAAAGAAGCAGUCGAGACACAGUGCCUUGAAGGUAUUAAACCAUGCCAUGACUGGUCAGGAAGCGGGAGAUAAUUGUACUAAAUUCAUCGAUAUCUUGGGACUACGUAGUUUGUUUCCUCUCUUCAUGAAGACACCUAAGGUCACAAAGAAAGGACCUGGAGACAGUGAACAUGAAGAGCAUGUAUGUUCUAUCAUUGCUGCACUGUUUCGGAAUGUUUCCGGCUCCCACCACCAGAGAUUGGUAGGAAAGUUUACGGAGAGUGAUCAUGCUAAAGUAGAUCGUCUGAUGGAGCUCCACUUCAAUUACCUUACUAGAGUACAGGCUUGCGACGACAAGAUUGAACGAGAGAAACAGAGGAGAAUACGAGAAGGUGACAUCAUCGACGAUGACCAGGAGGACGAGUAUUACAUCCAGAGACUUGAUGCUGGUCUCUUUACCCUUCAGCUACUAGAUUACAUAAUCCUUGAAUUAUGCUGUAACUCGGGGAUUAGUUCCAUCAAGAACAGAGUUCUACAGCUUCUCAACAUGAGAGGGGGUACUAUCACUGAUAUCAGGAAUGUUGUCAGAGAGUAUGCAGGGAACAUUGGUGAUGCAGAUAGUGAGGAGAAGGGAGAAGCUGAGAAACAGAGAUUACUAACACUCAUCAAUAGAUUCUAAAAACAAUCUCAUUCAACCGGAUGAAUGGAAAGUUUCUUGUUGCUUUGAAAUAAACUUCCAAAGACUUUUGCGAGCUACGGUUUGAUGAGGAAUGUGAUAAGAAGGACAUUGGCAUCUCAUCCUGGAAAUCUGGAAUGCAUUCAUACAUACAGCUGCUCACACAAGGUUUUUAGUCAUGAAAGAUUCCAACAUGUCAUGCACGAAUUCAACUAGUUUCUGAAUGCUCGAACAUUUGCUGAUGGAGACAGGUGUUCUUCAAACAAAGUACCCUACAGGCCUUGGAGAAUUGAGUGAACUUUGAGUAAAUUAAGUUUGAUUCUGUGCCCACCCAAAAAUCUUUAUAAUCUUGAUAAUAUUAGCUAUUGAUAUGGUGCAUGUAUCCACCAGGUAGGUGGUGCAGUAUCAUGCCAGCUUAGAUGGGCAAUUUAUUGAAUUUGUCCACAUUGUGCUGCACUCCACCCAGGUGAGGUGAAUGGGUACCUGGCAGGAGUACUUCCUUGAAUGCACGAAGCGCUGGAAACGACAGAUAGAGCUAAAGCCAGGGUAAUAUAUAGUGUACCUUUGAAUAGGAACCUAAAAUCAACAGCACUUUAUAUAGAAUUGGGUAAACGUCCUUUCUUUCACUGUAAACUUGGUUAGCCAACAGAAGACACGGUGAGGAUCGUUAUACGUGAAACCAUUUUAUUACCACACAACCCAGUCUCGUAUCUGGUGAGGUGUAGUCUUAUAUCCAGAUGUAAUAAUGUUAAAUCACAUUAUGCAACACUUUAUAAAUGAUAUGUUUUAUUCAGUGCUUCAAAGUACUGGUAUUUAGUGAAUUGUUUUUCUUGCUGGUAUCGAUGUACACAUGGGUGGAGAGUGACAGAUAUGGAUUCAUUCAUUAUCCAAUGACGAGUUUUCAACACUUUCUACAAUGUGAAGAGACUAGAUUCUAGCAUCGCAAUCAAAUCACUGUAUGAUUUUGUCAUGAUUUUUGUCAAGAUGGCAUGAAAAGAGAAAGUUGAGGGGAAGUUUGAAUGUUGUUUUGGGUCACAUCGAUGUACCGGUCAGAGGGUUUGGUUCUAAAGUUACUCAGUGUAAAUUGCUAAAAAAACAAGGCCCUUUCCAGCGACCUCAAUCUCCAUCAAUUGAUCAAUCGAACCAGUAAAUUACCUGAAUUUUAAGUCCCCAACAGGCUUUAUGGUUCUGGGGUCCGUUUCGUAAGUUAAGAGUGACUUUAAGAACGACUGGUGAUCAUUUUUACGCUCUAAACCAUCGCCAAUGAAUCUACCAUUUACCUCAAGAAAGGAUCACCAGUCGUUCUUAAAGUCGCUCUUAAAGGUCAAGUCCACCCCAGAAAAUUGUUGAUUUGAAUCGAUAGAGAAAAAUCAAACAAACAUAACGCUGCAAAUUUCAUCGAAAUCGGAUGUAAAAUAAGAAAGUUAUGACAUUUCAAAGUUUCGCUUAUUUUUCACAAAACAGUUAAAUGCACAACUCAGCGAUAUGCAAAUGAGAGAGUCAAUGAUGUCCAUCGCUCACUAUUUCUUUUGUUUGUUAUUGUUUGAAUAACACAAUAUUUCAAUUUUUACAGAUUUGACAAUAAGGACUAACUUAACUUAAGCAUAAACUGUUAUAAUAAUGGAAAUUCCACAUGUUCAGGGAGAAAUAAAAAUUUGUUUCACUUGACAAGGAGGAGAAAAUUAGAAUAUUUCAUAUUUCAUUUAAUAAAAUACAAAAGAAACAGUGAGUGGGUGACGUCAUCAGUCUGCCAAUUUGCAGACCGACCAGGAUGUGCAUAUAACUGUUUUGUGAAAUUAAGCGAAACUUUAAAAUGUCGUAACUUUCUUAUUUCACAUCCGAUUUUGAUGAAAUUUUCAAUGUUUUGCUUGUUGGAUUUUUCUCCUUUUUUUCAAAUCAACUUUUUGUUGGGGUGGACUUGUCCUUUAACUUACGAACAGCUUUAUGAAACACCUACCAGGUAAACUGCUAAUAUCAAACCAAGGGAAUAAUAAGAAUACACGCAUUUAGCACUCUGAAUCGUGGAUAUGUGUAUUCGAUAGAUUGCAUUUCUAUCGAUACAUUUUUAGUCCCCUGCAUACUCCUAAUAAGCAGGCACUCGUGCCAAAUCUUCUGAAGGAAAUCAAGAUGUAAUGAACAGAAAUGUUCAAUCCUCUAUAAAAUGUACUGGAUUCUUGAAGUUACAAUUUAAUUGUUUGUGAAUAAAUAUGUACAUAAUAUGCAAAGAAA
Messenger RNA from Lytechinus pictus (painted urchin), 4055 nucleotides. RefSeq names its product beta-catenin-like protein 1. Bases 132 to 1829 code for a protein of 565 amino acids. The transcript has 12 exons. The record is from RefSeq and is a predicted model, not a curated record. Lineage: Eukaryota; Metazoa; Echinodermata; Echinoidea; Temnopleuroida; Toxopneustidae. Gene Ontology annotation, cellular component: spliceosomal complex.